This is a messenger RNA of Morchella importuna, 1404 nucleotides long. RefSeq lists its product as uncharacterized. The transcript is spliced from 6 exons. Lineage: Eukaryota; Fungi; Ascomycota; Pezizomycetes; Pezizales; Morchellaceae. The record is from RefSeq and is a predicted model, not a curated record. Bases 1 to 1404 code for a protein of 467 amino acids.
AUGAUUGGUUGGGCUUGGCACAGGGUAACCCCUGCAACUGGUUUAUCAAAUGUCGGAGAAUUGCCAACUCAACUCAAACCUUACCUCAAACCCUACCAAAUCAACUCAAUUCUUGGCAAAGUUGAACGGUCGGCCGUCCUGGUGGUAACAGGCUCUACCUACGCAUUGUUUAGUCUUCACGUGACCGAAAUUUCAGGUUACCGCGAAGGGCACAACAAUGCCCCCCUCCACUACCUCUGCGCUCCACCCAAUCGUCCUCCCCCCCGUUCCCGUCCCCCCAUACUUCACCACCCUCGGGUCCGGCCUCCUGCACGCCACUCACCCCCGCGAACUGCCAACAACACUCCACACCCUCCUCCUCUCGUACCCCCACUAGCCAACAACGACCGCCCAAAGCCCUGGUGGCGCGCCCAAUGCCUCCUCUACGGCCUCAACGCACCCGAGAAACGCACCAUCCCAGAGCUCCGAGCCGCGCUUGUGAACGCAAUGGUCAUGGGCGGGCUGAAGGUGCCAGACGCCAUGCAAGAGAUGGAGAAGCGGGAGAACGGGAGGUUUCGUAAGUUGAAUGCACAGAUGCGGGAGGCGACGGGCGCGGCGGCCAAAGGGAGGGGAGCCCCGCCGAAGGACCCGCUGAGGGGGGUCCGCGGCGCCGGUGCAAAGGUGACCAAGACGGGGAAGAAGCCGGCUGCGAAGGAUGGCAAUGUGGCCAAGACGGGGAAGAACAAGUCGGCUGCGAAGGACGGUGGUGUGACUGUCAACGUCACAAUAAACAUGCAGAACCCGCAGGGCCCGAAAGCGCGAGCAAGGAAGACAGAGCCAGCCCCCAGAGCGAAGCAGACCGCAAAGAGGGGAGGAGCCGCGCCAAAGACCGCACGGUCAAAGGGACCCGCUGCACCGAAAGAGCCAGCCCCCAGAGCGAAACCGAUGGCGAAACGGGGAGGAGCAGCGCCGAAGACUGCACGGUCAAAGGGACCCGCUGCACCGAAAGAGCCUGCCACCAGGCCGAAACAGACGGCGAGACGGGGCCGCGGUGGUGCUGGGGCCCCGGCACGGGCAUCACGGGUGAGUGAUCACCAGGUGGCAGUGAAGAAUGAGGACGAGGUUCAUUACAGCGGCGGUAGCGACUAUGACGACCGUGAAUACUACGAGGCUCGCCGGUUCAGCGAGCAGGGUGGGGAUGGUGAUGAGGUGGGUGGGGUUGACCGCGAGACCUGGGAAGCUGGCGUGAGAUCAGGGCAGGCUGCGUGGGGGUACUCGGACCAUGAGGAUAACGAGGACUAUGAGCACCACGAGAGGUAUCAGGGCCACGAUGACUAUCACGACCAUGACGAAUCCAGCAGUGCAAUGCUUGUCCAAAACGCAACACGGCUUGGAGAGCGGCAGCACGCAUGUGGAGUAGGUUAG